Molecule: messenger RNA, 1827 nt
Organism: Osmerus eperlanus (European smelt)
Lineage: Eukaryota; Metazoa; Chordata; Actinopteri; Osmeriformes; Osmeridae
Gene: slc43a3a
Product: solute carrier family 43 member 3a
Exons: 13
Coding region: 142-1644 (500 amino acids)
Biological process (GO): transmembrane transport
Molecular function (GO): transmembrane transporter activity
Source: RefSeq, a predicted model, not a curated record
GUGGACAGACAGUGAGAGCGCGCGUGAAGAAAAGGGAGUCUGACACGAUCCACAAAUUGUGCUGCCGCCAAGACAUUUCAAGGCAUGAGCUAAUGACACAAUAUACAAAGUUAUAGACAUUCAGACAGUCAACGGUGAAGGAUGCUGGGAUGUGAGGGCAGGACAGGGCAGAGGUAUCGUCUGACCCUGGUCACAGGAUUGGUGGAGUGUCUGUGUUUCGCUGGAGUCGUGUUUGGCUACGCCUCUCUGGUGUUUGUGCUGAAGGAGGAUGGAUACUUCCAGGACUUGUGUGUCAAUGUGACUGGAGCCAACAGUACUCUGGUGAACACAGACUGUGGAGCGCAGGAUGAACAGUUUUCUCUGGUCUUCACCAUCGCCUCAUUUCUGAACAACUUCCUCAGUCUUCCCAAUGGAGUCAUAUUUGACUGCUUUGGCACCAUGGCGACGAGGCUGCUGGGAAUAUUCCUCUAUACCACCGGUACCUUGCUAGUAGCCUUCUCCAGUGCAGUGUAUUCUUUGCUGCUGUUCCCAGCCCUAUCCUGCAUUGCUGUGGGAGGAAUACUGUUGCUCAUUACAAACAUGCAGGUUGGUAACCUGUUCGGGUCCCGUCGCUCCACCAUUAUUACCCUCUAUAAUGGAGCCUUUGAUUCUUCCUCUGCAGUCUUCCUCCUAUUUAAGGUGCUGUAUGAAGUAGGAGUCUCUCUACGCGCCUCCUUUCUGGUUCUCUCCGUCGGCAGUGUUGUCCAUCUCCUCCGGACACUCUUCCUCUUACCCAGAACUCACAUCCCCUACCCCCUACCGGAAUGCUACACCUAUGGAAUAAGCUUUGGUAAAGAAAACAGCUACGACGUAGAGGAGUUUGAGAAAACCCAAGAUGCCACAUUAACACCAGAUGGGGAGGGGGAAACUGAUGAUAGGCCCUUACAGUCCGAGGAUGUUGGGCCUUCUGAAGACGUGGUCAGUUUCAGGAGCUGUGUCCUGUCCUGGUUCUUCUUGUGGCACCUUAUCUGGCUGUCUGUCAUGCAACUGCGUCACUAUCUAUUCAUUGGAACAUUAAACCCUAUGCUCAACCGCCUGGCCAACAACGAUCCAACCCUGGUGAGUAAGUACACCAAUGCAUUUGCCUUCACCCAGUUGUGUGGGGUUCUCUGUGCUCCCUGGAACGGCCUCCUCAUGGACAGACACAAGGGCAGGCCUCUGGCUCCAGGAGAGACAGAGAGGGAGGCGGACCUGCGCUCGUCCAUUCUUUCCCUCUUCCUCACCUCCCUGCAGUGCCUCCUCUUCUCUGUCUGUGCCUCCACUCCCCUCCUCCCGCUCCAGUACCUCACCUUCAUCCUGCAGGUCCUCAACCGCUCAUUCCUCUACGGAGGCAACGCCGCAUUCAUCAGCAUAGCUUUCCCACCCAGUCACUUUGGGAAGCUGUACGGUCUGAUGAUGUCUCUGUCAGCGGUGGUGUCUCUGCUCCAGUACCCUUGCUUCGCCCUAGUCAAAGGAACCCUGGGAGGGGACCCCUUCUAUGUGAACAUUGCUCUGACCUUGCUCACUUUGCUGGCUUUUAUCCACCCACUGUGUGUCUGUCUCUACUGCCGGAGGCUGGCCAACCAGAGGGAGGAUGGACAGAUGGAUGCCGGUACAGGUGGCUGAGGCCAAACUGUAGGGACGGUCCAAGAAAGGAAAGGCUAUUUAAAUGCGUUUUUAUGUAAUGUGUAUGGGUGACAUGACAUGACAAUGUUUUGGAAAACGGUAUUUUAGUAACGUUUUUGCAGUAUUUUUUGUAUCGUCUCACAAUUUGGUUACAGUUGACAAUAAAAAUGUACAUGAGAAGUU